GCUCUCAUUUUAUUUCCUGGGUUGGCUGUCGGGCCUCUGGUUACCUCUGUUGUUUAAGUAGUGUCCAGUCCCGUGCUGGUCAUUGAAAGUAACAAGAUGAGGGACACAAGGCUCUGAAGUGACCUUCCAUUCUUCAAGAGCAGCGGAGCCUUGUGGGAGCCCCAGCCACCAUCUUCUCUGAGACUUUGAAGGAACAUGAUGCAAGAAGCACAAUGCAACCCGAGCUUCUCAACUGCCCUGUCAGCCUUCCUAGCCCCAGUGCUGGCUUUGGAGUGUAUUGUGGGCCUGGUGGGGAAUGGCUUUGCCCUCUUCACCUUCUAUUUUCAAACGCAACCUUGGAAGUCGAACACCAUUUUUCUGCUGUGCCUAGUCAUUGCCGAUUUUCUCCUGAUUAUCAACUUACCCUUUCGGGUAGAUUAUUAUGUGCACAACCAGACUUGGAACUUUGGGCCUGCUUCCUGCAAGGCUAACCUCUUCAUGAUGUCCACCAACCGCACGGCCAGCAUCGUCUUCCUCACGGCUGUUGCAUUCGAUCGGUAUUUGAAGGUGGUAUGGCCCCACCACGCGCUGAGCCGGGCAUCUGCAGCGUCAGCAGCCCAGGUGUCUGCGGGGCUAUGGGGGAUCAUCGUGAUCAUGAAUGUGCCCCUGCUCCUCAUGGAUCCCCAGCUCCUCUACUCCGAAGCCUCUUGCCUCAGUUUUACAAUAAACACUCAAAACUCUAUUGCCCAGCGCUGGCACCACAUACUCUAUGUGCUGGAAUUCUUUCUGCCAUUGGGAAUCAUCCUUUUUUCUAUCUUCAACAUCAUCUUCACCACCAGACGGCAACGACGGAACCUGGGCAAGCAAGCAGGGGUUCGACGGGCAAUUCUUGUCCUGGGAGUAAUUGUCGCUGUCUACUUUUUCUGCUUCUUGCCCAGCACUGUCUUUGGGAUAGCCUCUGUCCUAGCCAAGCGAUUCAAGAAUUGCCAUGCCCUCAGCAUCUGUGCAGAGCUGUUCCAUGGAGCACUGGCCUUCACCUACCUCAAUAGUACCCUUGAUCCUGUGCUUUACUGUUUCUCCAGCCCCAACUUUCUCCACCAGAGCAAGAUGCUUCUCUGUAGGAGGGACCAGUCAGCUGGAAUAAGUGAUGAGCGAGAGGGUGAUGAUGGCAGCAGGCAGAUGGAUUCAAGGAAGGUGGACGCAGGAACUUUUCAGGAUUAGGUCCAGAUAUUGGUUUCUAGGUGAGGAACCAAGCAGCCCUUUGCCCUACUCCCUCUGGUCUUAUCUAUCGUUGGAAAAAUAUCUGAGAAGCUUGGGUAAAGGGGUUUGAUUACUCUGGUCAUUAGGCUCCAUCAUGCAAAUUUUGGUGGAUGGAAAUAGAACCUGCCUUGUAAACUUCCUCUGUCCCAGUCAGCCCUCACUCUUUAAGAAAUUCAAAAAGAGAUUACUGAUUAUCUAUGGCUGGGGAGGGAUGGGUUUCUCAGAUGAUGUGGUAAGACUCUCCAGGCUCCAAUCUCAAACCACUGGUGGGACAGGGCUUGGAAGUUGAAGUGAGCCCUAGGGCUUGGAAAGGCCUUGGGAGAUGGACCAUGCCUGGAUUUUUCA
Molecule: messenger RNA, 1584 nt
Organism: Dromiciops gliroides (monito del monte)
Lineage: Eukaryota; Metazoa; Chordata; Mammalia; Microbiotheria; Microbiotheriidae
Gene: OXER1
Product: oxoeicosanoid receptor 1
Biological process (GO): G protein-coupled receptor signaling pathway
Cellular component (GO): membrane
Molecular function (GO): G protein-coupled receptor activity
Source: RefSeq, a predicted model, not a curated record